UCUUUUUUGAUUUUAAUAAACCCUCCUCUCUUCAUCCCUACCUUUAAAUUGUCUUGUCAUGAUGCGUGUCUUCGGUUCCAUGUAAACCAACUUGUCAUUCCGCCUCACAUUUCUAGUCCCCCGGUUUCACCCCCCGAUGAGCGGCGCGGUGCGUUCCUCCUUUCCCCCUCUGUGGCUCAGCCGUCUCCAGUCUGCCAGAGGAUAGCAGUCGUGCUCCCAGUGGAAGAUGGCGGUGGGGAUGCUGUCUGGGGCUGGAGCAGAGCACUGGAUUUGCACAAGAAGCGAACCCGGGUGGAUAUAAAGGAAAAAAUGAACAUAUUUCCAUCUCUUCUCCUCGAGGUCUGGACUCUUUUGGGGUUGUUUAAGUAGAGUCUGCUGCCGUUUUUCCGGCAGAAAUCCGGGCUUCUCGUCGGGGAUUCACAGACUAUACACUGAUAGCUCGGCGCAUAGACAGGGUGGGAGUGAAAAGUGGACGAAAAUGUCGGAUACAAAGGUAAAAGUUGCAGUGAGAGUUCGGCCCAUGAACCGCAGGGAAAUUGAACUGAACACAAAAUGUGUCGUGGAUAUGGAGGACAACCAAACAGUUCUUCACCCACCACCCUCAAAUGCAAAAGGAGAGAACAGGAAACAACCUAAGGUGUUCGCUUUUGACCACUGUUUCUGGUCCAUGGAUGAGUCCAACGUUCCCAAAUAUGCUGGUCAAGAGGUGGUGUUCAAGUGCCUUGGAGAGGGAAUACUUGAAAAUGCAUUCCAGGGAUAUAAUGCCUGCAUAUUUGCCUAUGGACAAACAGGUUCAGGCAAGUCCUUUUCCAUGAUGGGGAACGGGGAGCAGCCGGGUUUAAUCCCUCGACUCUGCUGUUCGCUGUUUGAGAGGGUCCACAGGGAGGAAAAUGAGGCUCAUACUUUUAAGGUGGAGGUGUCUUACAUGGAGAUCUACAAUGAGAAGGUCCGCGACCUGCUGGAUCCCAAAGGGAGCCGACAGUCCCUAAAAGUUCGGGAACACAAAGUCCUGGGUCCAUACGUGGAUGGCCUGUCUCAGCUGGCUGUGACCAGCUUUGAGGACAUCGAGGUUUUAAUGUCGGAGGGGAACAAGUCUCGCACAGUUGCAGCCACCAACAUGAACGAGGAGAGCAGUCGUUCACAUGCUGUCUUCAGCAUCAUUGUCACACAAACACUUUAUGAUCUACAGUCCGGGAAUUCAGGAGAGAAAGUGAGCAAGCUGAGUCUGGUUGACCUGGCAGGAAGUGAGCGAGUCUCCAAGACCGGAGCUGCUGGGGAGAGACUCAAAGAGGGCAGUAAUAUAAACAAAUCUCUCACCACAUUAGGCUGUGUGAUUUCUGCUCUGGCUGAUCAGUCUGCAGGAAAGGGGAAGGCCAAGUUUGUGCCUUACAGAGACUCAGUCCUCACCUGGCUACUGAAGGACAACCUGGGCGGCAACAGCAAGACAGCCAUGAUCGCCACAGUGAGUCCAGCGGCUGACAACUACGAGGAGACUCUGUCCACGCUACGCUAUGCUGACAGGGCCAAGAGAAUCGUCAACCACGCCGUGGUGAAUGAAGACCCCAACGCUCGGAUCAUCAGAGAGCUCAGGGAGGAGGUGGAGAAGCUCAAAGUUCAGCUCUCGCAGGCCGAGUCCAUGAAGGCUCCUGAACUGAAGGAGAAACUGCAUGAGUCUGAGAAACUCAUCCAGGAGAUGACUGUCACCUGGGAGGAGAAACUAAGGAAGACGGAGGAGAUUGCCACUGAGCGUCAGAAACAGUUGGAGAGCAUGGGCAUCUCUUUGGAAACAUCUGGGAUUAAAGUGGGUGAAGACAAGUGUUUCCUCGUCAAUCUAAAUGCUGAUCCUGCCCUAAAUGAGCUACUGGUCUACUACCUGAAGGAGCACACACGUGUGGGCGCAGACACGUCUCAGGACAUCCAGCUCUUUGGGAUCGGGAUCCAGCCGGAGCACUGCGUCCUGGAGCUCUGCCCAGAUGGUGACAUCACCCUAACGCCCAUAGGGAAUGCCAGGACCUGUGUGAACGGAACAAUGAUUGAUUCCUUGGUGCACUUGUGGCAUGGGGACCGUAUCUUAUGGGGCAACAACCACUUCUUCAGGAUCAAUCUGCCCAACCGAAAGCGGCGGGACCGGUUGAAGGAGCUGGAGAGAGCGUCUCCCAGAGAAAGCUACAUCGAGGCAGAUGUGGAGACCGCCAGCGAGGCGUCUUCUGAGCAGGACUACAGCUAUGAGUUUGCCCAGAUGGAGGUCAUAAUGAAGACACUUGGGAACAACGACCCCAUGCAGAAUGUGGUCCAAGUGCUGGAGAAGCAGUACCUGGAGGAGAAGCAGACGGCCCUGGAGGAGCAGAGGAUGAUGUAUGAGCGAGAGCUGGAGUCGCUCCGGCAACAGCUGUCUCCUGAGAAAACGCCGCAGCACCACCGCAGCAGCAGUGACCGCCUUACGUUCCCGACACACACACCACACAGCAAGCUGCGACUGUGGACGGAAGAGCGAGAUGAGCUUUUUCGUCAGAGCCUGUCUCGACUCAGGGAGCAGGUCGUGAAAGCCAACACCUUGGUGCGAGAAUCCAACUUUUUGGCUGAGGAGAUGAACAAACUGACUGACUAUCAGGUCACCCUUCAGAUUCCCGCAGCCAACCUCAGCGCCAACCGCAAGCGUGGAGCCAUAGUGAGCGAGCCGGCCAUCCAGGUGCGGAGGAAAGGGAAAGGCACCCAAGUGUGGACCAUAGAAAAGCUGGAGAACAAACUGGUGGACAUGAGAGACCACUACAGGGACUGGAAGGAAGGCACAGAGGAGGUGCAUAACAAAGCAAACAGUAAGCACUGUGAUCCAUUCUAUGAAGCGCAAGAGAACCACAACCUGAUAGGAGUGGCCAACAUUUUUCUGGAGUGCCUUUUCCAAGAUGUUAGACUGCAAUAUGCUGUCCCCAUCAUCAGCCAGCAGGGAGAGGUUGCAGGCAGGUUGCACAUUGAGCUGAUGCGAGUCAGCGGUGCUGUACCAGAGCGCCUGUCCGGGGGAGAUGACUCAUCAGAAAACUCCAGUGAGAGUAGCUGCUACGAGGUUAUGGACACCAACGGGGAGAUUGUCCACAUGUCCAAGAGGCUCACCUGCAGGGUGCGGAUCAGGGAGGCCACAGGUCUGCCGCUCAACUUGUCCAACUUCGUCUUCUGUCAGUACACCUUCUGGGAGCACGGCGAGCCCACUGUGGCUCCUCCCAUGGUCAGCCCAGACAGACCCUCUCCUCGAAGCCCAGAUGCCCAGUUCACUGUCCAGUUUGAUCACUGCAAGGACUAUGUUGUGCACGUGUCGGAUGAGUUCUUAGAGUUUAUAUCCGACGGAGCAUUGGCCAUAGAGGUUUGGGGUCACCGCUGCGCUGGGAAUGGACGAUCACUCUGGGAGUUAGACGCACUUGAGGCCAAGACCCAGACUCUCCGAGACAGGUGGAGUGAGGUGUCUCGCAGGAUCGAGCUCUGGCUCUCCAUCCAGGAGCUGAAUGAGCAGGGAGAGUACUCAUCUGUGGAGCUGCACUCUGGAAAAGACAUCAGCACAGGGGGAGUCUUCCAACUCCGACAGGGUCACUCCAGGAGGCUGCAGGUGUGUGUGAAACCAGUCCAGAACUCAGGCACGCUGCCUCUGCUGGUGGAGGCUGUGCUGUCCGUCUCUAUCGGCUGUGUGUCAGCUCGCUCCACCAAACUACAGAGACCGCUCGACAGCUACCAGAGAGAGGCGGAAGAGGAUAUGGAUAGUUAUCAGGAAGAAGAUCUCAACUGUGUUAGAGAGCGCUGGUCAGAAGCCCUGAUCAAACGCCGGGAGUACCUUGACGAACAAAUCAAGAAAAUCAUCAACAAACACGAAAAGUCAGAGGAGGACAUUGAGCGUGAGGCUCGGCUGGUGGAGCAGUGGGUUGGCCUGACAGAAGAGAGAAAUGCAGUGCUGGUACCUGCACCUGGCAGUGGCAUUCCUGGAGCUCCUGCAGACUGGACCCCACCUACAGGAAUGGAAGCUCACAUCCCUGUACUCUUCCUGGAUUUGAAUGCGGAUAAUCUGACAGUGAAUGAGCAGCUGACCGGCCCACAUGCCGCAGGCGUUAACUCUAUCCUGCCUAAGGAGCAUGGAAGCCAGUUCUUCUAUCUGCCCAUCAUCAGGCACAGUGUUGAGGAGGUGUCUGCUGUGUGCUCCUGGGACUCAUCCAUCCAUGAUUCUGUGCACCUCAACCGGGUCACGUCUCCUAACGAACGCAUCUACCUGAUCAUCAAAGCCACGGUGCAGCUCAGCCACCCUGCCUCCAUGGAGCUGGUGCUCCGCAAGAGGAUCGCUGUCAACAUCUAUAACAAACAGAGUUUCACUCAGAGUCUCAAGAGAAGAAUGUCUCUAAAGAACACACUUUACUCCUGUGGGGUGACUUAUGAGAUCGUGUCCAACAUACCAAAGGCCUCAGAAGAGCCAGAGGAGAGGGAAACCUUGGCCCUCAUGGCUGCUCGCGGUGACAGCGAGGAGACUCAGGAUGGAGAAACCUACAUAGAGAAAUACACACGGGGAGUUCUAGAAGUAGAGAACAUCCUCAGUCUAGAGAGGCUACGGCAGGCUGUGACAGUGAAGGAAGCGCUCGCUGCUAAGGGAAGACACCUAAGAAGGAGUAUCAGCACACCAAAUGUACAGCAUUCUUCAUGUAGUAAAAUAGACCUGACAGUUUGCGAGGAUGAAGACUGUAAGGACCACUGUGAUCAUGUGGACAGCUCCAACUGCAAUCCCCAGGAUGGCUCCCUUUGCAGCACACCCAUCAAAAGCAAAGAGAACCAAGGUUUGGUUCCAGAGAGCCCUAACUUUUUCAACUCCAGCCCCUUCAAAGUCCUCUCCCCUCAGCCACCGAAGUUCCUCAAGUCUCUGCUGCCUGUCAAAGAAGAGAACAAGGCGAAAAAAGCCCUGGAGGCCCGGCCGCUGCUGGGACAAGAGAGCAUGCGCUCAUGUGUGGACAGCCCUGCACUGCUCCCCCCUCCCUGCCCCUGGCGCCGACCCAGGGCAGGCAGCGAGGGCCACUGCAAGCCUUCCACCUCCACCUCCACCCCCACCUCCACCUCCACCUCCACUCCCACCAGCAGACAGCUCAGCCACACACUGCCACACACUGCUCAGGACUCUGAGGACGAGGAGACAGAUGUGGACAUGACUCUGAAUCUCAAUCGGGGCCCUCAGGACCACAGCGGCUUCCAGCCUUAUAUCCCAGAGGACUUUGCAAACUUUGAGAUCUACAACGCCACUCUGGAGAGCCAGGAGGGGUUUCUACCCUCUCGUUCUGACAUGAAGGGAAGCCGGUGCGGAGGCGGGAGCGGAGAGAGAGAGAGAGAGGUGCCACGAAGCCCCACGGCCAGCAGUUGCACCAGUGGCUACUUUUCACACAGUGCCUCCAACGCCACGCUGUCUGACAUGCCUUUCAGUGCCAGUGAGAGCUCUGACCACCUCAGCUGCACCUCCAGAGACACCCAGGACCCCCUCGGCUGUCCCGCUGGGCGAGGCUGCACCCAAACCAAAAGUGUUUCUGCAGGGAGUGACGCCCAACUGCCUCCUCCAUCAGCAGGUGGGCUACAGGAACAACUCACUCACCAUCAGGGCUCCUCAUCUGUCAGUAUUCCUAAUUGCACAGACAAGCAGCCAACAUUCCCUCUGCCUCACAAAUGUGUUCUCAGCACCAGCCAGGAAUUCACUGACUUUAAAGGGGCUGAUGACAGUAUUGGAGAGAGUGAUUUAGGACAUUUUACAGAGGGAUGGGAGCAGGAGGGUUUGGAGCAGAAGAAACCAGAUAAUCUAGAAAAACGUGACACUGGCAAUCAAGACUCCUCUGUCGUCCCUGGAAUUAUCGACACAUCUAAUCCUGAAAAUGCAAUAUGCAAAUGUCCUGACAAUGAAGACUCUGUUAGUGUACCUGUGUCCUGCCCUAACUCAACUGUAGUUUGCACCUCAGUCAGAGCUCCAGUAAGUGCAUCUGACAAAGUCCCAGCUCCAUCUCCAGCCCAAAUAAUUCCCUCUGCAUCAGUCCCACCUCCAGCAUCACCAUCCCUAGUAACCCCUCCAUCUACAGCCCCAUCCUCUGCCCCAGCUCCGCGAGCAGGAGGAGAACCUCCCAUCCAGGAGCCAGCACAAGGAGACCUGCCCCACGGGAGUCCCUGCCCCAGCCCUAACCCCAGCAGUGCGGAGCCCUCGGGGGACUCCAGCGGGGAUGAAAGCACCCCUGUGGCUCAGCUUCCUGACUGGAUGGCCCCCGGGGAACAGGUGUGGGUGGGGAAGAGGAGAGGAACAGUCCACUAUGUUGGAGGGGUAGAGUUUGCUAAAGGCAUCUGGAUUGGUGUGAAGCUGGACAUGGCAGUGGGAAAGCACAACGGGACUGUCCAGGGCAGAGUGUACUUCCGCUGCCCCCCAGGCCACGGUGUGUUUGUCAAGCCAUCUCGUCUCACCAGAGGACCGCCCUCCAUGGACACAGAACCCCAGACUCUGAUCAGAUAGGACCCAAAGAAGGACCAGCUUUCUGAGGGAAAGCAGAGACCUGAGCGUGGUCCUCAGAUCCAGUGCCUAUGGGUGAACUGCGGGAUGACUUCAGUCUCUGAGCUGAUGUAUUCUGUUGGCGUGUCUGCUUUCCUGACACGUACCUGACCUGUGCAUUUAAUGAAGGUAUAUCCUAAUUACUGUUCACUGAAACUUCUCUAUGCACAUAUCUGACUUUUCUAUACGUUGAUAUUUUUGAUAGAGAACUUAACUUUUAACUGGGAGACCAUAUGGAAACAUUACCCACGUACUUUUUCUUAAAUUGGUUUCUGAACAGUAUAUAUAAUAUUUUUUAUAAGACAAUGCAUCCACCCCUGAGGCUCAUAGUGGAGUAAUCUGGGAUAUGAAGAUUAAGAAUGUACUACUGUUAAUAAACAUUGAUAUUUACAUCAAUAUGAUACGUCAGGGGUAACCAAAGAACUACGGUUCCAUAUCUGCUGUUAUGAGUAAUAUGUUAUUUUUCUAAUGUACAUAUGUGGAGGUAUUCACUAUAUAUCUAUGUGUCCAAGUAAAGCUUAGUGCCAUAUCUCUAGGAGUAAUGCCACAUACCCUGAACGGAGGACAAAACUGCAAAACCUGAGUUGCUUUCAGUGUUUGACUGCAGUUAUGACAUUAAAUUAUCCUGUUGAAGUACUGUAACACUGUGGAGGAAAUAAUCCCCAUCCAGCAUGAGACUGUUAAUGUUUGAAUGCUUGCACUGGAAAGGAUUCUUGGAGAGUUCAUCGACUGUCUUCCAUAUUGGACUGAUGAAAUAUUUUCUAACUGAAGUGACUGAAGCAACGUGUGUCAUCACUUUAAUCCGUGGAACAAAGCAGCUAGGCUUUGUAUAUGGCCUGGAUAUACUGAUGCCUUAUUGCCCUGUUCCCACAAAGAAAGGCACAUAAACCCCAGACUACUCAAUGAACUCCAUAACAAGUUCGCUGAGUUAUAAACAAUAACAAUCUGUAUGGACCUGAAACCUGUGUAUGUAUAUCAUGAUGCCCAGAGGCAUUCAAAAUGCCAUCCAGCCUCGUUGAAUGAUUGAUUGAAUACCUUUUUAACUGACUGUUCAUCUGCAUUUUAUAUUUUAACUGACUGAUGUAUAACACUACAUGUCAAAAGGUACUCAAUGAUGCAAUUUUUCACAUGGGCGGUUGGAUGAAUGGGUGCUGGACAGUAUCAGGCGAGGGAAAACGGUGCAAAAGUAGUGUAGUUAUGGAGAGAAGUUGUCCGAUGAACUUAUAUUUUUAUGGACGUGGUGAACUGUGGAACUGACAAGAAAUAGUUAUAUAUUCAAGAAAUUGAAAGAAACCCAAGACCUUACUUUAAAGAAGAGAACAAAGCUGCUCUCCCUGAGAAGGAGUUGUAAAUAGAAAUGUAUUUGAACAUAGUAUUUACACUAUUAUAAUGUACAGAAUUGUAUUUAUAAUGUAUCUCAAACUGUUUUAAUUGGUACAAAAUGUUCUAGAAUAGAACAUUUACAAUCAAA
Messenger RNA from Seriola aureovittata, 8006 nucleotides. RefSeq names its product kinesin family member 13A (gene kif13a). Gene Ontology annotation, molecular function: ATP binding; microtubule binding; microtubule motor activity. Gene Ontology annotation, cellular component: adherens junction. Lineage: Eukaryota; Metazoa; Chordata; Actinopteri; Carangiformes; Carangidae. The transcript is spliced from 40 exons. Gene Ontology annotation, biological process: microtubule-based movement; regulation of protein localization. The coding region runs from base 479 to 6499 and encodes 2006 amino acids. The record is from RefSeq and is a predicted model, not a curated record.